AUGACCUCGGUGGAAGCUCAGCUCAGGGGUGUUGCCAUCCUCGGGCCCCUCAACGACCAGACUCGCAAGAUCCUGACCAAGGAGGCUACAGCUUUCCUCGCCCUCCUUCAUCGCACAUUUAAUGGCACCCGCAAGGCCCUGUUGAAGAGACGUAUUGACCGCCAGGCCGAAAUUGAUAGAGGCGCCCUUCUCGAUUUCCUGCCUGAGACUAAGCACAUCCGCGACAAUGAUACAUGGAAGGCUGCUCCCCCCGCACCGGGACUUGUUGAUCGUCGUGUCGAGAUUACGGGCCCAACCGACAGGAAGAUGGUUGUCAAUGCUUUGAAUGCCGAUGUUUGGACCUACAUGGCCGACUUUGAAGACUCAUCUGCUCCAACAUGGGAGAACAUGGUCAAUGGUCAGGUGAACCUUUACGAUGCCAUCCGCCGUCAGGUAGACUUCACCCUCGGCGGCAAGGAGUACAAACUCCGCACCGAUAGGAAGCUCCCCACACUCAUUGCCCGUGCUAGAGGCUGGCACCUUGAUGAGAAGCAUUUCACUGUUGAUGGAGAACCAAUCUCCGGCAGUUUGUUUGACUUUGGUCUGUACUUCUUCCACAAUGCCCAGGAGCUUGUUAAGCGAGGCGCUGGCCCAUACUUCUACCUGCCCAAGAUGGAAUCUCACUUGGAAGCCCGUCUGUGGAACGAUGUCUUCAACACCGCUCAGGACUACAUCGGUAUGCCUCGAGGUACUAUCCGAGGUACCGUCCUCAUUGAAACCAUCACUGCUGCCUUUGAGAUGGACGAGAUCAUUUAUGAAUUGAGAGACCACAGCUCUGGCUUGAACUGUGGACGAUGGGAUUACAUCUUCUCCUUCAUUAAGAAGUUCCGUAACAACCCCAACUUUGUCCUUCCCGACCGCGCCUCUGUCACCAUGACCGUACCUUUCAUGGAUGCAUACGUGAGGCUGUUGAUCAAGACCUGCCACAAGCGAGGUGUUCACGCCAUGGGUGGUAUGGCUGCUCAAAUCCCUAUCAAGAAUGAUACCAAGGCAAAUGACAUUGCCAUGGAGAGUGUUCGUGCAGAUAAGCUCCGUGAAGUCCGUGCUGGCCACGACGGAACCUGGGUUGCCCACCCAGCUCUUGCAUCCAUUGCAUCCAACGUCUUUAACGAAUACAUGCCCACCCCUAACCAGCUCUUUGUCCGACGAGAGGAUGUUCACGUCACCGCCAAUGAUCUCUUGAACACUAACGUUCCAGGAAACAUCACCGAGUCUGGCAUCAGGAAGAACCUGAACAUCGGUCUUUCUUACAUGGAGGGAUGGCUCCGUGGAGUCGGCUGUAUCCCAAUCAACUUCCUUAUGGAGGACGCUGCUACUGCUGAAGUUAGCCGAAGUCAGCUCUGGCAGUGGGCCAAGCACAAUGUUCCCACCGCUGAGGGAAAGAGAGUUGACAAGGCAUAUGCACUCAAGCUGCUCAAGGAGCAAGCUGAUGAACUUUCUGCCAAGGGUCCGAAAGGCAACAAGUACCAGCUCGCUGCCCGCUACUUCUCCGGUCAAGUUACUGGAGAGGACUAUGCUGAUUUCUUGACCACGUAA
Messenger RNA from Trichophyton verrucosum HKI 0517, 1575 nucleotides. RefSeq lists its product as uncharacterized. NCBI's taxonomy places the organism in Eukaryota, Fungi, Ascomycota, Eurotiomycetes, Onygenales, Arthrodermataceae. The record is from RefSeq and is a predicted model, not a curated record. Gene Ontology annotation, cellular component: peroxisomal matrix; cytoplasm. The transcript is spliced from 4 exons. The coding region runs from base 1 to 1575 and encodes 524 amino acids. Gene Ontology annotation, molecular function: malate synthase activity. Gene Ontology annotation, biological process: glyoxylate cycle.